Molecule: messenger RNA, 1232 nt
Organism: Notolabrus celidotus (New Zealand spotty)
Lineage: Eukaryota; Metazoa; Chordata; Actinopteri; Labriformes; Labridae
Product: myeloid-associated differentiation marker homolog
Exons: 2
Coding region: 165-1025 (286 amino acids)
Cellular component (GO): membrane
Source: RefSeq, a predicted model, not a curated record
CUGAGCAGAGACUGAGACUGAGACUGAGCAGAGACUGAGCAGAGACAGAGACUGAGACAGAGACUGAGGAGAGAGACUUUAGACACUAUAAAGAAGAUAAAACCAUCCAGAGGAGAGACGCACGCUGCUGAAACCCAGGGACUAAAUCCAGAGACGCAGUUACCAUGGUCACACUUGACUUCAGGACCCUGACGGUGCCGGUGGGCAUCGUGCGGAUACUGGAGCUGCUCCUCACCUGUAUCACCUUCAGCCUGGUGGCAUCGGUCGGCUCCAGCACUUACUCCUUCUGGGUCUGGAGCAUGUUCGUGUGGUGCUUCUGUUUCCUCGUCACCUUCCUCAUCCUCGUCCUGGAGUUCACCAGCCUCAACACCAAGCUGCCGAUCUCCUGGGACGACUUCACCACCGCCUACUCCAUGUUGGCUACGCUGAUGGUGCUCUCUGCCUCCAUCAUCUUCCCCAUCGUCUUCACUGACUCUACGCAGGGCAGAUAUAUUGGCGCCAGCGUAACUUCCUGUCUGGCCUUCAUCCUGUACGCCGUGGAGGUGGGGCUGACGAGGGCUAAAGCUGGUGAGAUCAGCGGCUUCCUGUCCACGGUCCCGGGCCUCCUGAAGGUUCUGGAGGCGUUUGUGGCGUGCAUCAUCUUCACCUGCCUGCCCAGCCACAGUGCGUACUCGUCCUACCCCGGGCUGCAGUGGUGCGUCGCGGUCUACUCCAUCUGCUUCAUUUUCGCCCUCCUCGUCAUCGUUCUCACCAUCGGCCGCCUCCUCUCCCUCUUCCCCGCUCCGUUUGAUAAAGUCCUGAGCGUCUGUAACGUGGUGGCGGUGCUGAUGUACAUGACGGCCGUGGUGGUUUGGCCUCUUUACAGUUUCAGGAACAAUCCCAGGCCUGAGUUCUGCUCCCUGCUGCGUUUCUGCCCGUGGGACAACUUGGUGGUCGUCACCUUCAUGACCUGUUUCAACCUGGUAGCUUACAUCGUGGACACGGUUUACUCCUUCAGGCUGGUCUUCCUCGUCAGCAGAACCUAAACCGGUCUCAGGUGUUCCUCUGAGGUCGCCUCCUUCUCAGUGGAGAGUCUUUAUGAGAGUCACUUUGACUCAGUGACGUUAUCCUGUCAGAGGAUGAAUUUAUAAUAAAGAAUGAACCUGUUGUUUUUGGAGCCAAGGAUGAAAGGUCAAAGGUCACUGCUCAGCUCCAAUGUGCAACCAUGAAAUGUUCAAACUAAGAUAGAAACC